CUGUGAACGCUGAGAGCCAAUGGCAUAGGUAUGAUGUUGGCAUACAGCACAUUGGGCGUGUUGCGUCGAGUUAAUAAGCUGUUUGUUUAGCUCGAUUCCCGUCAGACUCCUCUUACCUGCCGAUCCUUUAUAACACUACACAGCUCUACAACAGAAUGGACAACAAUGCCGUCAAUGACGAAGUAACGAAAUUCAAUAAAGAAAAUCUGCGGAAGACGCCAACAACAGAUAGAAGCAGACUUCCAUCUCAAAACGAGAUUGAUGAGGAAAAGAAAAUGAUGAAAGAACCUUGUAAAAUGGGCGACAAUCCCAUCAAAGACGAAGUGACGACCUUUAACAUGAAAAAGCUGCGGAGGACGUCAACACAAGAGAAGAACAAACUUCCGACUCAAAGGGAGAUUGAUGAGGAAAAGAAAAUGAUGGAAGAACCUUGCAGAAUGAGCGACAAUCCCAUCAAAGACGAAGUGACGACCUUUAACAUGAAAACGCUGCGGAGGACGUCAACACAAGAGAAGAACAAACUUCCGACUCAAAGCGACAUUGAUGCUGAAAAGAAAAUGAAAGAAUGACUCACCCCUUGCUCAAGCAUGGCUUCGUCUCGCCUUCUUCCAUAUGAUCCCGUCCCAUCUCCUGCCUCCAUGUGCCAACAUGAGUUGAUCAAAAAAUAUGUAUUACUGCCUUAAAGUCAUGCCAUAUCUUAUAUUUCUCUCUUUUUUAAAUGUAAUUUAGAAAUGAACAGAAUGAAGUUUUGGUUUGCUUUUUAAGAAAGAUUUUGACAUUAAUAAUAAUGAAACUCUGAAAAUGUACCUUUUUUUUCUGAGUAGUGCCAUUUAGAAACUACUGUGGAAAAUAGUCCAGAGAGUGGCUUUUUUUAUAUAACAAUCCAGCUCAAUGUCAACACUUGCACACUUGUUUUGAAUUUAAUUUGCCACAAUGUAACGAAAAGUCUUAUAUUUUAGAUGUAGCAACAGGAAAAAAGUGCAAAAUAAUGAAAUUGUGAAAUUAUCCUUUGAGAACAAGCCUUCUUUAUUUCUAUAGGACUAAUUGUGCAAAAAUAUUUGUUUGUCAAUGCACCUAAUUACACAAUAAAGAUGUAUGACAGUUCAA
Phyllopteryx taeniolatus (common seadragon) is the source of this 1107-nucleotide messenger RNA. It is a transcript of the gene tmsb1, whose product is annotated as thymosin beta 1. The coding region runs from base 156 to 569 and encodes 137 amino acids. The record is from RefSeq and is a predicted model, not a curated record. The transcript is spliced from 7 exons. Gene Ontology annotation, biological process: regulation of cell migration; actin filament organization. Gene Ontology annotation, cellular component: cytoplasm. Lineage: Eukaryota; Metazoa; Chordata; Actinopteri; Syngnathiformes; Syngnathidae. Gene Ontology annotation, molecular function: actin monomer binding.